This is a messenger RNA of Solanum dulcamara, 552 nucleotides long. RefSeq lists its product as uncharacterized. Lineage: Eukaryota; Viridiplantae; Streptophyta; Magnoliopsida; Solanales; Solanaceae. Gene Ontology annotation, biological process: chromatin remodeling. The transcript has 3 exons. The coding region runs from base 1 to 552 and encodes 183 amino acids. The record is from RefSeq and is a predicted model, not a curated record. Gene Ontology annotation, cellular component: nucleus.
AUGGAGUUUAUCAUUUUAGUGGCUUUGGUUACUGAUGGUGGACUAGAGUCAUAUCUUCAAUUGGGGUUGAAGCCGAGGGAAAAUAGUGGUAAGAGGGAGACGGGUCUUCGUAAGUUGAGAAUAAGAUCGUGGAACAUAGGGCCGCUUACAGGGAAGUUCAUAGAGCUAGUUAAGAGUAUUAAUAGGAGAAAGAUUAAUAUAGCAUGUGUUGAGGAGACUAGAUGGGUAGGUUCCAAAGCUCGGGAUGUGCACGAUUUUAAAUUAUGGUACUCAGGAGGCUCAAGAGAUAGGGAUGGAGUAGGUAUUCUUGUCGGCGCGGAUCUUAGAGAUGCGUAUGCAUCCCAUGUGGGCCUGGAUGAAGAAGUCAAAAGGCUUUUUUGGGAGGGUUUGGAUAAGGUAGUGAGAGGUAUAUCGAGUAUCGAAAAGAUCUUCAUUGGUGGAGAUUUUAAUGAUCAUAUCGGUACAACUUCUGAUGUUUUUGAUAAUGUCCAUGGUGGCUUUGGUUUUUAUGGAAAAGAAUGGCGGCGGGGUAUCCCUUAUGGAGUUUGCUAA